AUGGCAGAGCGGCUCCUUGCUGGCCUUGGCUGCCUGUUGGAGUUCGCCAAUGCUUUCAACAGUUUGCUGGACAGGCCCUGGCUGAUGACAGAGCUUCUAGCAAAGCACAUCAGCCGUGGAUUUGGAAGAGCCCAUCCUUCUGGAGUGGUUAAGGACGGUGAAGCAUGCCAUGAGGACUCAGGACCAGGAGCAGAGAACCUCAGAGUUCCUGCUAGUUCUGAAGAGAGGACAUACGACUAUGCACCUCAGCCUCUGAGGGUACACCAGCCUGAAGGUGCAAAGUUGACCACCUCAUCAGCACCAGGUCACCUGCUAGACGAAUUGCCCUCUGCUGAAGGGGAGGAAGACAAAGCAGAUGGCUAUGAAGGUGAGGAAUAUGGCAGAGAGGAGCAUGACAGUCAGGAAUAUGAAGAUUAUUUUGAGAGAGAGAAGGAAGUUGGGGCUGAAGAUGGAGAAAACUGGGAGGAAGACUAUGAGCCUCUUCCAGUUAUGGUCCCUCCAUCUGAAUAUGCAAAACUGCAACAACAGCUGCGGGCACAGCAGACAGACGAGGACCCCCUGGACAAACUCAGGAGCAUUGUGAGCAUGGGACAUCCUGAGAAUAAAUAUGCAGAGGCAGAGAAGCUGGGCCAGGGGAGCUAUGGAGCUGUUUUUCGUGCUGUUGAAAUGGCCACAGGACGAGAGGUGGCCAUCAAGCACAUUUCUGUCAACCAAGGGGACGAGGACUAUGUGAUGCAGGAAAUCCUGGUUCAGCGGGACCAUAAGAACCCAAACAUCGUCAACUACCUGGACAGCUAUCUGGUGGGUGCUGAGCUGUGGCUGGUCCUGGAAUACCUCGAUGGGGGCUCCCUGGCUGAUGUGCUUCAGGUGACACGUAUGGAUGAAGGCCAGACAGCAACUGUCUGCAGGGAGUGUCUGCAAGGCUUGGACUGCCUUCAUUCCGACGGAGUCAUCCACAGGGACAUCAAAGGGUGUAACAUCCUGCUUGGAACGGACGGGUCUGUCAAACUGGCUGAUUUUGGCGUCUGCGCUCUGCUCACCCCGGAGCAGAACAAGAGGACCUCCUACGCUGGAACCCCCCGCUGGAUGGCUCCAGAAAUACUGAAGGAAGAGCCCUACGGCCCCAAGGUGGACAUCUGGUCCCUUGGCAUCACGACAGUGGAAAUGGCCAAAGGAGAACCUCCCUACGCCUCUGAAAACGACAGCAAGGUGGGCGACCUGAUUGCUGCCAACGGGACGCCAAAGCUGCAGAACCCGGAUGAGCUUUCUGCUGUCCUUCGUGACUUCCUCCAGUGCUGCCUGGAGGUGGAUGUGGACAGGCGAUGGUCUGCCAAGGACCUGCUGCAGCACCCAUUUGUGACGGCAGCAGGGCCGGUCUCCAACCUCAUCUCACUGACCCAUGCAGUAAAGGAAGCCAGGAACCGUGUCCACUAG
This is a messenger RNA of Dryobates pubescens (Downy woodpecker), 1434 nucleotides long. Its product is annotated as serine/threonine-protein kinase PAK 1-like. The record is from RefSeq and is a predicted model, not a curated record. Gene Ontology annotation, molecular function: ATP binding; protein serine/threonine kinase activity. Lineage: Eukaryota; Metazoa; Chordata; Aves; Piciformes; Picidae. Gene Ontology annotation, cellular component: cytoplasm. Gene Ontology annotation, biological process: intracellular signal transduction; regulation of axonogenesis; protein phosphorylation.